Micromonas pusilla CCMP1545 is the source of this 1074-nucleotide messenger RNA. RefSeq lists its product as uncharacterized. Gene Ontology annotation, cellular component: nucleus. The transcript has 2 exons. The coding region runs from base 1 to 1074 and encodes 357 amino acids. Lineage: Eukaryota; Viridiplantae; Chlorophyta; Mamiellophyceae; Mamiellales; Mamiellaceae. The record is from RefSeq and is a predicted model, not a curated record. Gene Ontology annotation, biological process: regulation of DNA-templated transcription.
AUGUCCGACGGCGACGACGACGAGCGACCCGCGGCGCUGACGUCGCUCCUCGGCGGCUACGGCUACGGCUCCGGGUCCGGCUCCGACGACGACGACGACGACGACGACGGCCGCGGCGGCGACGACGACGAAGGCCCCGCCGCGGGCCCGGCGCGGCCGAGCGCCGAGGAGAUGCGACGCGCGGCCGCGGCGGCGUACGGCGGCGGCGAGGACGAAGGCCCCGCCGCGGGCCCGGCGCGGCCGAGCGCCGAGGAGAUGCGACGCGCGGCCGCGGCGGCGUACGGCGAGGCGGCGAGGACUUUCCCCGCCGAUCGCGAGGAGGAGGAGGCGGAGGCGAAGGAGGAGGAGGAGGAGGACGACGACGACGACGAACCCGUCGCGGGGCCGGCGCGGCCGCCCCCCGGCGCCGCCGCCGCCGCGAUGUACGCGUCGUACGCCGACGCCGACGACGACGCCGACGCCGACGCCGGCCCGGCCGCGGACCCGUCGCGCGACGACGCGCGCGACGCGGACCCGCCGCCGUCGCCCCCGCCGCCUCGUGAGCGCCCUCCUCGACGGCUUCACAGCGCCCCGGACGCGAUCGUCGCGAAGGUGGCGCUGCCGCCGGAGCCGCCCGGGGAGUGCGAGACGGUGAUGCGGUCGGGGGAUUCGCUCCAGACGAAGGUGAAGCGUUGGACCGAGUUGAAACGCGCCGGCGUGCGCGUCGUCGACAGGCUGAGAUCGACCAAGGCGUUUCGGAACCCGGACUUUCUCGAGUCGGUGGUGUCGCACUUCGAGAUCGAGGAGCGCGCGACGAUGUUCGCGAAGGACGCGUUCGAUCCGAGCGAUAACGCGCCGGAGGAUUUUUACGACGCGCUCGCGGCGGCGCAGAAGAAGGAGAACGAGAGGAGAGAAGCGGAGAAGAAAUCGCGAGGGUGGGCGGACCGGAACGUCGCGUUCGUGAGCGGCGGCGGUGAGACUGCUUCCCAUACGACCCCGUUCGCGUGGUGCACGCCGUUCCUUAAGGACUUUUCCCGUCGUCACUCUUCACCCGCGCUUCCCUUUCAACGUUUGACCGGUAAGACGUUCGACUGA